Messenger RNA from Triticum turgidum subsp. durum (durum wheat), 783 nucleotides. The record is from the annotation of a GenBank genome assembly. Lineage: Eukaryota; Viridiplantae; Streptophyta; Magnoliopsida; Poales; Poaceae.
AUGUGGAGUUUUGCAUCAAAUGCCAUAGCUGGAAGCAUAAAGAAAAAGGUACAACCAUCAAAAGGCAGCUUAUCCAAUCAUGAUUGCUCUGAUGACGAUGGUUCUUCAUGUGCAAGUCGAGAGGAAGGCCUUGAAUGCCCAAUUUGCUGUGAAUCCUUCAACAUCGUAGAGAACGUUCCUUAUGUCUUGUGGUGUGGUCACACAAUGUGCAAGAACUGCAUCUUAGGUCUUCAGUGGGCUGUUGUCAAGUUCCCAACCCUUCCUAUCCAGCUGCCUCUCUUUGUCUCGUGUCCUUGGUGCAACCUAUUAUCUUUCCGGCUGGUGUACAAGGGCAACCUCAAGUUCCCACGUAAGAACUACUUUCUGCUGUGGAUGGUUGAGAGCAUGAAUGGUGACAGAGCAAAGUUCCAUUCCUCUGGUCAUGAAGAGCGCCAAUCAGUAUGUCCCUCCAGUGGCGGCACCAGUUCCAGUCAACACCACCGAAGAACCCCUACGGCACGAGCAGAGACCUCCUCUUCUGCCAGAGAUAGAAAUGCCACUGCCAACACCUCCAACACUGCCAGCGUGUCUCUCCAAAAGCUUAUGGUGUGCUUCGUGCAGCUGACGGCCAAGUUCCCGCUCGUGAUAAUGUUCCUCCUCAUAGUUCUCUACGCCGUCCCUGCCAGCGCCGCGGUUCUGCUCCUGUACGUCCUUGUCACGUUUUUGUUUGCGCUGCCGUCGUUUCUGAUCCUCUACUUUGCUUAUCCCACCUUGGACUGGCUCGUGAGAGAGAUAUUCACUUGA